AGUUAUCUCUAUCUUGGUUCAAACCAAAUAAGUGAGUGGUCAAUUACCUCCUUUACCGAGAAAAAUUGUAAAAUUGGACGUCUCCAAUAACUCUCUGUCUGGAUCUCUGCCAUCUAACUUUGGAGCUCAAAAUCAACAAAUGGUUACGCUGAUUCUUUCCUUCAACAACCUAUCUGGCCAUAUUCCGGAAUCCUUUUGCAGAAUGGAACAGUUGGCCGCCUUGGACUUAGCAAACAAUCUUUUUGAGGGAGAAUUGCCUCAAUGUUUCGGGAUGACAGGUAUGGCAAUCGUUCUUUUACAAAACAAUAGAUUCUCUGGCUCGUUCCCAGUUUUCCUAGAACGCUCCACAAAGCUACAACUCGUAGAUCUAUCAAGGAACAAUUUCUCCGGCAAAUUACCAACGUGGAUUGGUGACAAGAAGGAAUUAGUGCUUUUGCUACUAAGCCACAAUGUUUUCUCUGGGAUUAUUCCGAUCAAUAUCACAAAUCUUUCAAAUCUUCGUCAAUUGAACCUGGCAGGCAAUAGUCUAUCAGGUAACAUACCUUGGCGUUUGUCAAAUUUAGAGGCAAUGAAGGAAGACAACUACAUUUUUAACCUUGACAUACCUGAUGAUAGCAGUUAUAAUAAUUUAUCCGUAUUCACAAAGCGGACAGAACUUUUUUAUGGUCCAAAUAUUUUCAGCGCGGUGAACAUUGACUUGUCAUCAAACUAUUUAGUUGGUCAAAUUCCAGAGGAAAUAGCUUCUCUUGCACUUCUAAAAAAUCUGAAUUUGUCAAGGAAUUACCUGAGUGGAAAAAUCCCACAAAAAAUUGGGUCGUUAUGGUCACUGGAAUCACUAGAUCUCUCAAGGAACAAGCUUUCGGGGGAGAUCCCUCCUAGCCUGUCAAAUUUAUCAUAUUUGAGUGAUUUGGAUUUAUCACACAACAAUCUAUCGGGAAGAAUACCAUCGGGAUCACAGCUUGACACCCUCUAUUUUGAACAUCCUGAUAUGUAUAGCAGUAACGAUGGUCUUUUCGGAUUUCCUCUUCAAAGAAAUUACUCGGAAGGAAUUGCACCAAAGCAGGGCUAUCACGAUCAUAGUAAAACCCGACAAGUAGCUGAGCCAAUGUUCUUUUACCUUGGGCUUGUGUCAGGAUUUGUUGUUGGCCUAUGGGUGGUGUUUUGCACCAUACUCUUCAAGAAGACAUGGAGGAUUGCCUAUUUCUCUCUUUUUGACAAGGCGUGUGACAAAAUAUACGUGUUUACUGUUGUUACUUGGGCAAGAGUAUCUCAAAAGACGAAUGUACAAUAAGCUAAUUGGAAAAUUUGAUUAGAACGACGUGCGUAUGUUGGUGCUGGGUCACACUAAAAGCAUCUAAUACUCUAAUGUGGUGUGGUGUGGCACAGUGAUGCUUGUUUAUUUAAUUAGUUCUGUGUGUUGUAUCUUAAUAGGGAUUAUACGAUAUUAUCCUUACUUUCCAUUAUUACUCUGUAAUUUUUUAUCAUAAUGUUUGUUUCUUUAAGUUGCUUUACUAGGAACAUG
Molecule: messenger RNA, 1522 nt
Organism: Oryza sativa Japonica Group (Japanese rice)
Lineage: Eukaryota; Viridiplantae; Streptophyta; Magnoliopsida; Poales; Poaceae
Source: RefSeq, a predicted model, not a curated record